AUAAUUCCACAUCUACUAGUGAGGCCUGGGUUAGUUUGUGUCAUUGAAGCAUCGUGGUUCUCAGCAGGUCUCCUCUAACUAGCCAUAGAAGUGUGAUACAUUUUGUAGUUUAGUGUCAAGCAGAAAAAAAAAGAAAGAAAUCCGACAUGGUCCGUUAACUUUGAACCAGCUUGAUAACCGUUAAACAUGUUGACGUCGUGGGUGCGAAACGGGAGGAAAAUAUCGGUCCCUGCUGCCAGGCUGUGCGCCUUUGCAGUCGUUAAGAAGUCACCAGAACCGCGGACUCUGACUGGAAGCCCGGAUUUGUCACAGCAUCCUUUAUCCAGGUUUCUCACACAGACUGCCUGGCGGCUGCCCGCGGGUCAACAUGCCAGGUCUGUGUCCCUGUCAGCCUCCUCCCGACGGGACACGGACCCGCUGGACCCCUCUUCUCCACCUGAUUGGGAAAACUUCGGCUCCCUGUCCACCGAUAUGGCGUCCAGAAGGUCGUUCAGGAAAAGCGGCCCAGGCCUCAGGGACCUGCAGUACCGGGAAGACGGCACCGGGGACGAAGAAGAGCAAGGAGAGGCUGCUAAACCUCGGAGGAGGCCCGGGAGGAGAAAUACACCGUACUGGUACUUCUUACAAUGCAAAAAGCUCAUCAAAGAGAAGAAGCUGCAGGAAGCUCUGGAUUUGUUCAGCAGAGACAUGCUGCAGGGAGAGAGGCUGCAGCCUGAGGAGUACAACUACACGGUGCUGAUUGGAGGCUGUGGGCGAGCUGGACAGCUGAAAAAGGCCUUCAAACUCUACAAUGAUAUGAAGAAGCGUGGUCUCGAUGCUAACGAUGCGACCUACACCGCACUCUUCAACGCGUGCGCCGAGUCGCCUUCAAAACAGGCCGGCCUUCAGCAAGCACUGAAGCUAGAGCAAGAGCUCCGGCGCAAAAACCACCCCCUCAGCACAAUCACGUACCACGCUCUUCUGAAGGUGCACGCUGUCACCAACCACCUUCAAGCCUGCAUUCAGACGCUCAGGGAGAUGCUGGAGAAUGGACAUGCUGUAACUCAGGAGACCUUUCACUACCUGCUGAUGGGCUGCUUUAAGGACAAAGAAACAGGAUUCAGAUUGGCUUUACAGGUGUGGCGCCAGAUGCUGCGGUCAGGGAUUCUUCCUGACUCAAAGAACUAUAACCUGCUCCUGAGGACUGUCAGAGAUUGUGGACUUGGUGAUCCCGCCUUGGCCACUGCCAUUCUGCUGAGGACUGACUGUGAGAAAGAGAGCAAAGAUGUGUCAGAGUCCAGGCGCAAGGAUGUUAUAGACAUCGACCUUCUUGAGAGACAGCUGUUUAUCCAGCCUGAUCCAAAGCAAGAUAGUAGCGAGGAGUUCAACAGCAGGCAAGACUCAACACACUUGAUACCAGUCAGACAAACAGAAAAUGUCUCAUUACCCGUUGAGUUAGCAGCUGAUUCCUCCGCUCCUAACCUGCUGGAACUUUUUGAGGGUAAAAGAGGCACUGUGGUCUCCCUCGGCACUGUAGAUGAAGCAUCUGACAGGCUCGCCCUCAUUGGUGGCGCUAAGGGUUUCUUGGAGAAGAUGGAAGCUAAUGGACUCAGUCCAGACCUCAAGACUCUGACCCUGCUGGCUGACACGAUGGAGCCGGGCUACCAGUCUCUGCAGGUGCUGUUAAAGGUCGCCAAAGAGCAUCGGGUGAAGCUUGACAUCGCGUUCUUCAACUCGGUGAUUCGCAGAUCAGCCAGAGCCGGUGACCUGGAAGGGGCAAAGGCUGUUCUGAGUGUGAUGCGGCAGCGCAAUGUAAAUGUGGACUUGCAGACAUUUGGAUGCCUUGCAUUAGGCUGCGACCGACAGAAAGAUGGUCUUCAGUUGCUGAAAAACAUCGAGGAAGCAGGACUGAGGCCUAACGUCCACGUGUUCUCUGCUCUGAUUGGCCGAGCAAGUCGCAGACUGGAUUACGCCUACCUCAAAACAAUCCUGAAAAGCAUGAGUGACAUGAAAGUGUGGCCUAAUGAGGUCAUCAUCAGACAGCUGGAGUUUGCUGCACAAUAUCCUCCAAAUUACGACCAGUACAAAUCCAGAAACAACUAUCUGGUCCAAAUUGACGGUUUCCGUGGUUACUACCAGCAGUGGCUCAGGCACAUGCCUGCUCAGAGCGCCGAGGAGACGCAGGCGGAGCUGCAGUCCCAGACAGAUGCUGCAGCGCUGACAACAGAGGCGGCAGAUGGACUGACGGAGACCCAGAGGAACCAGAGAGCAGCAGCCAGGAGAUAUCAUACUCGUAAGAGGGACAAGACGAGCAGCAGCGUGUCCGCUGUAUAACUGAACACCGCAGGAAAUCGCCACCGCUCCAUGAACCGCUGCUUGUUUUCGAUGAACUUUACGAAUCAAAAUGUCAAAAUAGUGGCUCGUGUGUUCGCUUUGUUCUUGAAAGAGUGACGUCAUUGUAUUUUAUAUUGAUACAUUAAACCUCCUUCUUUCCA
Archocentrus centrarchus (flier cichlid) is the source of this 2474-nucleotide messenger RNA. RefSeq names its product pentatricopeptide repeat domain 1 (gene ptcd1). Bases 187 to 2313 code for a protein of 708 amino acids. The record is from RefSeq and is a predicted model, not a curated record. Gene Ontology annotation, biological process: tRNA 3'-end processing. The transcript is spliced from 8 exons. Gene Ontology annotation, cellular component: mitochondrial matrix. Lineage: Eukaryota; Metazoa; Chordata; Actinopteri; Cichliformes; Cichlidae. Gene Ontology annotation, molecular function: protein binding; tRNA binding.